AUGAUCCACGAAAAUCUUCAUGAGGCCCUACAGGGGCGUUACCUAAUACUAACAGCUGGCUUAUUAUUCUUCUCCUUGGUAGGAAAAUGUUUAUACGAGCUGUACAUCAACCCUUUGUGUAAGAUCGCCGGUCCAAAGCUGGCGGCAGUUACCCGUCUGGUGUAUAUGUAUCACAACCUCAUGGGAGACGAGCAUACAUGGAUGAGAAACCUUCAUCUGGUUUACGGAGACACUGUCCGGAUCUCACCCGAUCAAGUCAGCUACUCGUCCGCCGAAGCAUGGAGAGAUAUCUACGGCCAUGCUAGUGCAACCAAAAAGUCUACCGAGAAGGACAAACGAUUCUUCGGCACCACACUGAAUGGCACCCCAGAUGUCAUUCGCGCCCCAGCCGCCGAUCAUUCACGCUUUCGUCGCAACUUUUCGCAUGCCUUCUCGGACAAGGCCUUGCGCGAGCAGCAGCCGCUCAUCGCUCAUUAUGCGGACAUGCUCAUCGACAAGCUCCGAGAAAUUGUUCAAGCAGAUCCCAAGGCAAGGAUUGAGAUGGUCAUGAUGUACAAUUUGACGACAUUCGACAUCAUGGGUGACUUGACAUUCGGGGACCCACUGAAUCUGCUGAAAGGUACGGGCAAUGUAGCAUGGGUGACAUCCAUCUUCUCCAGUGUGAAGAUAAACUCACUCCGACGUAUCGCGCGGUACUAUCCAUGGUGUUCUUAUUUCUUAAACUCCCUCCUCCCUCGGUCGUUGAAACAACGGCAAGCGUCUCAUUACCAGUCAUGCAAGGACAGGGUAGAUUGGCGGGUUGACCAGAGUCUGGAUCGGCCUGAUAUUUGGGGUUUGGUCAUGGCGCAGAAAGAGUCCCUGCGCUUGAGCCGCGAAGAGAUGUACGCCAACUCCCAAUUAUUCAUGGUAGCUGGGACGGAAACCACCGCGACUGCAUUGAGCGGCCUUACGUAUCAAUUGUUGUUGAAUCCCGACAAAUUAGAAAAGAUCACCAACGAGGUGCGCGACGCCUUCGAGCAGAGUUCGGACAUCGAUAUGCUGCGGUUAGCCCAGCUGAAGUACCUGAACAUGUGUAUCGACGAGGGCCUUCGAAUGUAUCCCCCUGUCCCUACUGGGAUGCCUCGUCUCACUCCCAAGGAGGGUAUGGAAAUCUGCGGCGAAUAUAUUCCUGGCGAUACGGCUGUCUCUGUACAUCACUGGGCGACAUAUCGCAACCCGCGAAACUUCACCCGGCCAGACGAGUUUCUUCCGGAGCGAUGGGGCAAUGACCCGCAGUUUGCUAGUGAUAACAAGGCUGCCUGUCAGCCUUUCUCUUUCGGUCCUCGCAACUGUCUGGGGAAAAAUCUCGCCUACCAUGAGAUGCGACUCAUCCUAGCCAAGGUCCUAUACCACUAUGAUCUAAGACUGGCACCUGAAUCAGUAGGCUGGGAGAAGCAAAAUACGUGGACGCUAUGGCAAAAGAACCGAUUGAUGGUCCAACUGACCCCGCGAGCUUAA
Aspergillus niger is the source of this 1497-nucleotide messenger RNA. RefSeq lists its product as uncharacterized. NCBI's taxonomy places the organism in Eukaryota, Fungi, Ascomycota, Eurotiomycetes, Eurotiales, Aspergillaceae. The record is from RefSeq and is a predicted model, not a curated record. The transcript is spliced from 4 exons. Gene Ontology annotation, molecular function: oxidoreductase activity, acting on paired donors, with incorporation or reduction of molecular oxygen; heme binding; monooxygenase activity. Bases 1 to 1497 code for a protein of 498 amino acids.